This is a messenger RNA of Mytilus trossulus (common blue mussel), 2126 nucleotides long. RefSeq names its product zinc finger MYM-type protein 2-like. The transcript has 4 exons. NCBI's taxonomy places the organism in Eukaryota, Metazoa, Mollusca, Bivalvia, Mytilida, Mytilidae. The record is from RefSeq and is a predicted model, not a curated record. Bases 200 to 1765 code for a protein of 521 amino acids. Gene Ontology annotation, biological process: DNA recombination; DNA integration. Gene Ontology annotation, molecular function: DNA binding.
AAUUAACUGGAGCUUAUUUGACUAAAUACGAGUAAAACUGCCAAAUCGAUAAUUUUGUCCUAUAAGGCCAAUACGGAUUUUUCCGUAUUGGCCCGGGUUUAGCAAGCCCAAUAUUAGCAUAUUCGAUUAUCUCUAGACUAAUCGGUUGAAAUCCCGAUAACUCUAGAGAACUACGGCUAGUGUCGUCUGACAGGAGAAAAUGACAACAAAACGAUGGAGCAAUAGCUCUAUACAAAAUAUAGAUGAUGCGAUGGAUGCGUUAGUUGAAGACUAUUUUCACUACGACGAUUUAUCUAAUAGGGAGGCAGAGUACAUCAAGAGAAAUCUCGCGGAUGUCAAUGGGGAAGGAAAUUUGAUUCUGGAAGAAGUUGAUUCAGCGAAUUUCAACUUCCCAAAUGAAAUUCUGCAGGACAUUGAAAAUGCACAGAAUCAUGAGAUUGACGAAUCAGACAAAGAAAAUAGCUCGAGUAGCAAGAGGUUUCGCUCUGUCACUGAUGAAGACACUGACUCUUUUCUAGCUUUAAGUGUUAACAAGAACACAAAAACUAAAACAAAGAGUGACUUGAAAGUGAUGCUGGAUUUUUUCAUAUCUGUUGGAGAAAUGCGUGAUUCAGUGGAAAUACCUGCCAAAGACUUAGACAGUCUGUUAUCAAGAUUUUUUCUUGGAGUCCUGAAGAAAAAUGGUGACGAAUAUGAGCCUGACUCUUUAUCCUCUAUGUUCAACAGCUUGGAUAGACAUUUGAAGGACUCAAAAAGUAGUAUAAGUAUUAAAAAGGAUCCUGAGUUCAACCACACAAGACGGGUAUUAGAAGCGAAGCGAAAGGCAUUAAAGUCAUUGGGCAAGGGCAGUAAGCCAAACAGAGCUGAACCUUUGACGACUGAGGAAAUCCAAAUCUUGAGGGAGAAAGGCGUUAUUGGAACACAAAACCCUGAUGCAUUACUGAAUGCUGUGUUUUUAAAUAAUGCAACAUACUUUGGUCUACGAGGUCGACAAGACCAUGUUAACAUGACAUGGGGAGAUGUCAAGUUAAAAGCUACAUCUGAUGGAAAGGAGUAUUUGGAAUUUAAUGAAAGAAGCACCAAAACCCGUAGUGGAGCAAAAAGCAGGGAUUUCCGGGAUAUUACGCCAAAGAUUUUCGGGGAAGGAGGAAGUAAUUGCCCUAUUCAUGUUUACAAGGAAUACAAACGGCAUAGACCUCAAGACACAUUAACUGAUGAACAUAGAUUUUAUUUGAGGCCUUUAGAUAAUAAACAUGAGGAAAUAUGGUACACUCGCCAAACCAUAGGCAAAGAUAAAUUAGGUAAAAUGGUAAAAAAUAUGGCAGAAAAAGGAGAUCUUCAAGGAAGAAAGGUUAAUCAUUCGGGACGUAAAACUUUUGCUACCACACUACUUCAAAAUGGUAGACCUGCCAAUGAAGUUGCUCAAUUAGGAGGCUGGAAAGGCAUUAGUACCUUAACUCAUUAUUCAGUACCGUCUAUUGAACAACAGCAACAAGCUUCUCACACAAUAUCUAAGGUCAUGUUGCCGAACUCAGAUUUACAGACGACAUCAGAUUCAGAGGAACCUUGUGAACUUUCAAACUCAAAUACAUUAGUUCAUAAUAAUUUAAAUGCAAAUGUAUCAAAUACAAAUAAUCAAACUGCUAACAAACAUGACAACCCAAUGGCCAUGUUUGCAGGUGCAACUAUAACAGGUGGUGUUUUCAAUAUUAACAUAUACUCAGGGGAAAGAAAGAAUACUAUAAACUGCAGCCAAGAGCUUUAAUCUGAAAACUAGAUAAAAACAUGUUUUUUACUUGUUGUGUUUAUUUACUGUUGAUUAUUUAAUAAAAUUGUUACUAUCUUAUUGUUUUGAUUAAAAUCCUCAAUUUUCAUUGAUACAUAUUCAAAUCACUACUAUUGAAGUCCUGAAUGUCAGAUUUUCACACUAUUUUCAAUUUUCAUAUUGGCCCGGCUAGAGUUCAUAUUGGACUGGUUAAUUAAUAAAGGUAUCAUUGCGUAACAAUUUUCAUAUUGGCUUAGUUAUAGGUCCUCGGGCAGCCAUAUUGGCCUUCGGCUUCGCCUCAGGCCAAUAUGGUACCCUCGGACCUAUAACUAAGCCAAUAUGAAAAUUGUUACGCAAUAAU